Acytostelium subglobosum LB1 is the source of this 1950-nucleotide messenger RNA. RefSeq lists its product as hypothetical. Gene Ontology annotation, biological process: positive regulation of transcription by RNA polymerase II. The coding region runs from base 1 to 1950 and encodes 649 amino acids. Lineage: Eukaryota; Evosea; Eumycetozoa; Acytosteliales; Acytosteliaceae. The transcript is spliced from 3 exons. Gene Ontology annotation, cellular component: NSL complex; MLL1 complex; Ino80 complex. The record is from RefSeq and is a predicted model, not a curated record. Gene Ontology annotation, molecular function: G-quadruplex RNA binding.
AUGUCUUCGAAUAAUAGAGUAACAACAACGUCAUCACCUCCACCACCUUCACCUACACCAUCUGCAAAGAAGACUUAUAGACAACCUGUUGUACCUCCAACAUCACCAACUACAUUAGCAUCAGCAGCAGCAGCAGCAGCAGCAUCGACUUUGUCAUCAAUAUCAUAUGCACCAACACCUACAUUCACUACAACUCUAUCACCAACAUCAAUACCAACACCAACUCAAACUCCAACAACACCUACACCAUCCACUCCUACUAUACCAGCAGCAAGAAAGGACUACUCAAAGAUAUCAAACUAUGGCGUACACUCUGCACUUGUGCCGCCACAGUUGAUCGUCAAGUCACACGCAGACACUGAAUGGAACAAGUUGGUGGCGAGCAAGCAACAACAACAACAUCCGCAGCAACAGCCGCAGCAACAGAAGCAACAACAACAGAAACAGAGUACUACAACAAUGCCAAAGUUUGUAAACAAAGAGUUGGUGCUGCGGAACUUUCAUCAGCAACUAGAUGCUCUGCACUUCAAGUCACUGCCAUCGCCAAACAUUGAUGUCGGGAUGCUGCCUGCACUGCUGCAGCCACACAAGCCAAAGUUGUUAAAGAGUGAUCAGCCAAUGGAUAUCAAGAUGCCCAAGCCAGCAAAGGUUCCCAAGAAGAUUGAGAAGAUGAACAAUCGCGUGAUCAAGUAUCAUCAGGCUGACAUGGAGUUGCGCGGUGAGUGGACUGUUGCCGACGACAGACUGCUCAUCGACAUGGUGCAGCGAUUCCCCACACUGGCCCUGCUGCACGAGGAGGCGGGCCGCAUGCGCCAACUGCCCAGCGGACACGCCCGCUUCUCCUGCGACUUCACACUCAAGCAGAUCUCGGACCGAUGGCGACAGAUACUGUACAAUGAGCAGGCGGCGGACGAGGCGGCCAGCAUGAUGGCUAUACAUGGCAUUGGCGACAAAGACAGAAAGGUUUACUCGCGUGUGCCUCCCAUCUCAGACGUGGAGCUCAAGGCAUUGGCGAGUCUGCCAGCCAUCGACCUGAAUCGCGCGUCAUUCGAACAGUUGUUGCAUGGGGAGAACCGACCCUACUUCCACAGCAGUCGCACCACUGAUCAAGUUGAGAGUGCCUAUCGACGCAAGAUCCUCACAAACAGUCUCAAUCAGUUCCAUCCAUACAUCAAGUAUCUCAACAUCCAGAAGGAGCGAAUUGGUUCGAUCAUUGGCGAGAGGAAGAGGAAGAGUGAUGGGGAGCAGACAAGGACAUCAUCAGAUGGCAUGGACAAUGACAAGGGCAUUGACAUGGACAAGGCUGGCGAGCAACAUAUGAACCUGGAUGAUGAAGAUGGAUCGUCGUCAUAUGACAGGAUGUUCUCAUUCCUUUACAAGAAGGAUGUUGAACGACAGGACUCGGAUGUCCAUGCAUCAAACUGUUGGGAACAACUAUUGGCCAUACCUCCAAUGUCCGUGGAUGAGUUGGAGAAUGAUCUUAUAUUGAAUCCAUACAUGGAGAUACCAAAGUUCAUGUUGCGUAGUGACAAUCAGGAGGAGGAGAAGGAAGACCUAAAGUCAAUUGUAAAGGUUGAGAAAGAGUACAACACAGACAAGGAGAGGGACUUCAAAUCAUUGGCAUUGAUACGUGGCGAGAAUAUUAGAUACUACAUGAAGUCCAAGGAUAUCAUAAUAGGUAGAGGUCUAUCACCAAACAACCUUAUUGAUCUUGACCUACAGGAGGAGAAUGAUCGUAACUGCAACAAGGUAUCAAAGAAACAGGUAUGUGUCACACAACAUACACUCGCUCGCAUUGGACUCAUGUUGUCGUCAACUAUACCAACGUUGAACAACAAGGUGACCCUUCCUUUGGGAUGGGAUUGGACACACAUCAACUCAUGUUGGACAUUGGGUUGGACGAUCAGGGCACUUGGGAACACACCACGAUGGAAAUUUCGCCUUAUGUGA